This is a messenger RNA of Rubroshorea leprosula, 1128 nucleotides long. Lineage: Eukaryota; Viridiplantae; Streptophyta; Magnoliopsida; Malvales; Dipterocarpaceae. The record is from the annotation of a GenBank genome assembly.
GGCUAUGUCGGUUUGAUUCCCUUCUCUCUCUUUCUCUCUCAAUUUCUAGCGCUGUCAUACACAGUCUCUCUAGCACACACUAUCCCUUCCUCCCUCCCUCUCUCGUCGUGCAUGUCGGUUCCCUUUUUAGGUUAAGCCAAAAUUUUGAUUCUCUCAUUUCAUUUCUUCUGCUGCUGCGGUUGUUCCCAUCUCUCUCUCUCUCUAUCCCUCUGUUUCAUUCUGCAUCAUUUGAUUUGUCUCAAGUUUAGGAGAUCGCUUAAAGUUGUGCUUUUUCUUCUGAUUUCUCCCUUUCCGUCUCUGGGUUUUCGUUGUCUCGAUCUGUUGUGGGUUCAAGUUUGUUAGAUCUUUUUAUAUCCUAUUGGGUUCCCUCUGUUUCUCUCGGAUAGGAAUCUGGGGUUGUGUGCUAGAUAGAAUCGGAUCAGUGGGUUCGUAUCACUACCCCACUUUGAGCUUUCCAUUUGUUUCUUAUCCCGGAUCCUUUCAGAUCUUUGAAUUUGGUGGUAAAAAUGUUGGAUCAGAGUGAGAAAGGAUUGGAUUCUGAAGAUCGGAACAAGAAAUCCUCAAAUGGGUUUAGCCCCAAAGAAACCCAAAAUCAAGGUGGUGAAACGAAGAAGACCUGCGCUGAUUGUGGUACCUCCAAAACCCCUCUCUGGAGAGGUGGUCCGGCAGGCCCCAAGUCACUAUGUAAUGCAUGUGGGAUUCGAAGCAGGAAGAAGAGAAGGGCGAUCUUGGGGAUAAACAAAGAAGACAAAAAAUCAAAAAAAGUAAGCAGCAGUAAUAGUAGUUCUUCAAGUAGUGGAAAUAACGGUAAAAUAGGUGACAAUCUGAAGCAGAAAUUGUUGGCUUUCGGGAGAGAUGUUUUGAUGCCGAGAUCAACGGUGGGGAAGAAGCAGAGGAGGAAGUUGGGAGAAGAAGAGCAAGCAGCUUUUUUGCUCAUGGCUUUGUCCUGUGGCUCUGUUUUCGCCUAAUAUUUUUUGUCAAAAGAUUAAUAAUACUAUGAACCCUCAGUGCUUAUCUAACCAUUUUCCAGUGUAAUCUCUGUGAUUUUCCAAUGUUCUUUGGCAAUGAUUUGUAGUGUUAACUGACUUGUUUCAGAGAUGAAUCGAAGAAGAAAUUGUAAGAAGUCGU